AUGACCGCUACCCCCUCUAUGGCUCCGGCCGUGCCUCCUGCCCGUCCGCCAGCCCCACGCCCCAAAUCGGUUGCCUUUGAUACCGAGCCGCCGACCUCUGCCGAUAUGGCCUCUCCUACUCGCCGUCCUUUGCGCUCUAAUGCUACCGAUCCCUUGUCCGACCGAGCGACUUCGCUUCUGAUACGCCGUACCCUCUGCUCCCCUCAGCUGGGAGAGAAGAGCCGCGAUUCGCAAGUGCCUAUAGACGAGCUGCUUCCACCAUUGACUAGUCGCAACGAUGUUGACCUUCAGUUGUACGCUCUUCUUGCUAUUGUCAUGAGGGAAUUCGUGCAGAGCUGGUAUAGCAAAAUCACUACGGAUGAACACUUUGUAUCAGAGAUAUUACACAUUAUCGCCCACUGUUCCCGAGCCUUGGAACAGCGGUUCCGCAAGGUUGAUCUAGAGAGCCUCGUGUUGGAUGAGAUACCUGACUUGCUGGACAAACAUAUAACAUCGUACCGUAUCUCUCAUAGCCCUAUCGCCAGACAGCCUGUUGAGGUCGACCCUCGAGAGGCCUACCACGCCAUGUGCCCUCUGCCACACCUCGCACCAGUCCCCCAUCCAGAUUGCCCAGACACGAUAUCCGACCAGAAAGAGAAUGAAGCGUUGUAUCGCCAAUUGCUGGUUCAGGGCGUCCUCGCGAUUCUAUUGCCCACAGAAGACCUCGAGAACCCUUGUCUCACGUCUCUCGUGGAACAGAUAUUUUCAGAGCUUAUCAUUGGUAACAUCAUAGCCAAUAAGGCCUCUCAGCCAUGGAUGCUGUAUGAGGGCAUCUGCAUCACGGCCAGGGUUUUGCGACAGAGAAAAGACCAAGGGGUAGUGGUUGCAGAGACCCAAAACGAUGCCGGUAGGCCCAAGGUUGACGUAAAAGGCCGUCGCAGCUGGUCUGUAAGGUCUAUGUUCCUUGCCGUUAUUCAGCUUGGGAUGCUGUUAGUUGCCUCGCUCCGGUUUAUCACGACUGCUCUGGUGAUGGCAUCGUCCCUUCCCGCUAGGGCCACGCCCUUGGAUGAGAAAGAAGCUUUGCUGGAUCACGACAAGUCUCCGCCGAGGUCAUUCGACCCCGUUAAGGCGCCGAUCCUAUCGUGUCGGGUAUGGACAUGUCUUGGAAAUUUGUUUGAGCUCAGCUUGCGCAUGCCUUGGCUGGAUGGAUUUCUAUCACUUUUACAAUACGGCGCGGUCAACGGACCUGGACGAAUCGCUGGCCACGAUGGCCCUAUUGACAGACAGUUUUCACCUCGCAUGAGUCUCAAGUCACUGGACCUCCUGAAGCUCCACAAUGAGCUUGAAUUGACUCUCGCUCCGUGCCGCGCCACCCGUCAGAAGGCUACCUUUAUCAGUUCCGGCGAGGUUAUGCUAUACUGGCCUGUGGAAACCAUACUCAAGAUUUUCACCGCAGUCUUGGCCACAACUCUCGCGAACCUUCCAGGAUCGGUCUGGCUUGACCGGGCUGGUCUGACCGGUCGGUCUCAACUCUUUCUCAGAGCCCGAGACAUACUCCUCUCGCAUCACAUUAAUUCCCUCUUCUCUCCCUCGAAUCUGCCCCCUCUUCUGCGUACCCUUCGCGGUGUCCUCUUUCCCAACAAUGCCCCUGGUAAGACGACCUUGUUCCCACCAUCGUCCGAGGCCGAGCUGCAAGCCCUGCGUCGUAGAGCCGCUAAGUCUCUUUGGGGGUUGCUACCGAAGGGUGUGGGAAGGCUUUAUUUUGGUGGUCGCUUAUGGCGGCAAAGUGCGGAGAGCGAGGGUGAUUUAUCAGAAGACGAGGAUCUGGUAGAUGAAAUGGAGAGGCUGCUCCUUGUGCUGGACGAUGAGUACUGCAACAAGCAUCUGAUGUACAGCAUUCUUGAGCUGCUACUUGCUCGCUUGAUGCCUGAACUGACGGAGAAAAGCGUGACGGAGCUUUGGGAAGAAAGACUUGGCUGA
Fusarium subglutinans is the source of this 1959-nucleotide messenger RNA. RefSeq lists its product as uncharacterized. Gene Ontology annotation, biological process: endosome to lysosome transport; protein targeting to lysosome; early endosome to late endosome transport. The transcript is spliced from 5 exons. The coding region runs from base 1 to 1959 and encodes 652 amino acids. Gene Ontology annotation, molecular function: phosphatidylinositol binding. Lineage: Eukaryota; Fungi; Ascomycota; Sordariomycetes; Hypocreales; Nectriaceae. The record is from RefSeq and is a predicted model, not a curated record. Gene Ontology annotation, cellular component: late endosome; extrinsic component of endosome membrane; early endosome.